AUGAUUCAUACCGACGCGGCCGUUGAUAACUUCUACAUCACCGCUCGCGAGGCUAAGGACACCCCAUCGCGGGCGCACGGCGUGGGCGAGGAGACGGAGUUCGUGCAAAGGAUUUACGGUGCCUCGCUCAUUCGCGCCUCGUGCGUUUUACUUCGCUUGUCCUUGUCCGUCGUCGUCACCGCGCAGACGCUGCUUCAGAGAUUCUACACGAAGAAGUCCCUGAGAGACUACGACGUCAAGCUCGUCGUCGUCGCCGCGAUUGCUCUGGCGUGUAAGCUCGAGGGGACGGACCGCAAGCUCCGGAACGUGCUCAACGCCUCGAGACGAGCAGCGCAGAGACACGAGGGACGACCGCGAUCGAUGCUAGCGAUCAACACUGCGGAGUUCCAAGAGUUAAAAUCGGACGCGAAGAACAUGGAGCUGGUGAUGCUACGGGAGUUUGGAUUCUUUGUGCACGUGCUGCCGCCGCACCCUUUUGCGUACACGCUGGGGGCGCAACUGGAGUUGGACAAAGAGUUGGUCAAACGUGCGUGGGCGCUGUGCAACGACACAUCGAUGACGGCACUGUGCGUGAGAUUCAAGCCCGCCGUGAUAGCAUGCGGAUGCAUCUACUUAGCCGCUAGAGAGUUAGGAGUCGCGCUGCCGACACAGCCAUCCUGGUACCGCAUCGUCGAAGGAACUUCGAAGAGGAAUUUAGAGGUCAUCGCGGAGACCAUCUUAGCGUUCCACGCAGUGGAUAAGAUCGAGUAUACGGAUUUAAGCCAUCGAGCGCGAAGUCGCGGAGAAGGGAAGCGGACAGAUAGGGGACGCCACGCAAGUAGGGACAGGCAAGACAGCAAACGGCAGCGCGACAGCAGUCGAGAUUAUGGCGGUCGGAGAUAG
This is a messenger RNA of Ostreococcus tauri, 882 nucleotides long. RefSeq names its product Cyclin, N-terminal. Gene Ontology annotation, biological process: regulation of transcription by RNA polymerase II. Bases 1 to 882 code for a protein of 293 amino acids. Lineage: Eukaryota; Viridiplantae; Chlorophyta; Mamiellophyceae; Mamiellales; Bathycoccaceae. The record is from RefSeq and is a predicted model, not a curated record. Gene Ontology annotation, cellular component: nucleus. Gene Ontology annotation, molecular function: cyclin-dependent protein serine/threonine kinase regulator activity. The transcript has a single exon.